Magallana angulata is the source of this 731-nucleotide messenger RNA. RefSeq lists its product as uncharacterized. The record is from RefSeq and is a predicted model, not a curated record. The transcript is spliced from 2 exons. Lineage: Eukaryota; Metazoa; Mollusca; Bivalvia; Ostreida; Ostreidae. The coding region runs from base 146 to 583 and encodes 145 amino acids.
AGCGCAUCAGGCCAUGACCUCGCGAGUCAUGUGACUACAUCUGACUAUAAAGCAGCAGUUCUCUCCCGUGCCAGCAGGCUCUGGCAGGAGAUAGUCCUCUGUAAAGUUUCUUUUAGGAGAAACCUUUGAACUUGAGAGAACAGCAAUGACACACUGGGUAUCUACCUCUGGAUGCAAUAUCCCAGAUAAUGCGAUACGUGCCGGGUACGAGAAGGACGGAAGACCUUUGUAUAUCGCCCGGGCCAAAAUGGAGUGUACUGAAACUGCCGGUAAAUGUGCACCCCACCUUGGAGGAGCACAUAUCCCGUACGAUGGUGAGGAGAAAAUAGUCCAUAACUACGAGGUCCUAGUGUACUCGAUCAAAGACCAAGGAUUCGUAGACUGGCAAAAAGCUUCCAAUGGUAAUGUACCCUGCAACGCUGUCAAAACGGACAACGACAAGUAUGUGGGACGGGUUUUUGCCUUUGGAAGUCUGAUCCCGUGUAAGAUCGACACCGCGUGCAAUCACAUGUGUGCCUACAUGGGUUAUGACGGGAAAGAACACAACACGAAGGAUUAUGAAGUCCUCUGUAACAUCAAGUAGUUGGAAGAGACGACUGCAAACAAAUAGCCGAAGUUUCACCUAUAUUUCGCAAAAAUUGAUGAUCUAAAAUAAAACUUCCUCCUUGUUUUUAUCGCACAAUAUUUUGGCAAAUUUAUUCUUUUCUUUAAUAAAUUCUUUUUUUAUGUCA